Elgaria multicarinata webbii is the source of this 3884-nucleotide messenger RNA. RefSeq names its product ankyrin repeat domain 52 (gene ANKRD52). Gene Ontology annotation, cellular component: ciliary inversin compartment. The transcript has 29 exons. Gene Ontology annotation, molecular function: protein binding. The coding region runs from base 103 to 3387 and encodes 1094 amino acids. The record is from RefSeq and is a predicted model, not a curated record. Gene Ontology annotation, biological process: protein localization to ciliary inversin compartment. Lineage: Eukaryota; Metazoa; Chordata; Lepidosauria; Squamata; Anguidae.
CAGCAGCCGGAGGGUGCUGCGGCGGCUGAAGCCCGAUCGAUGCCGGGAGCUCGGAGGAGGCGCCGCCGCUGCUGAGUGAGGGGGGGGCGGCCCCGCCCGGAGAUGGGGAUUCUCAGCAUCACGGACCAGCCUCCUCUGGUCCAAGCCAUCUUUAACCGUGACAUAGAGGAGGUACGGUCAUUGCUGAGUCAGAAGGAGAACAUCAAUGUAUUGGACCAAGAGAGACGAACCCCUUUGCAUGCAGCUGCAUACUUGGGAGACGCCCCUAUUGUUGAACUCCUAAUACUAUCAGGUGCUAACGUUAAUGCAAAGGACACCCUUUGGCUAACCCCGUUACACCGUGCUGCAGCUUCUCGCAAUGAGAAGGCACUUAACCUCCUCCUAAAGCACUCGGCAGAUGUCAACGCUCGCGACAAGUAUUGGCAAACACCGCUGCACGUUGCCGCUGCCAACAGAGCCACCAAGUGUGCUGAGGCCAUCAUCCCCUUGCUUAGUAGCGUUAAUGUGGCUGACCGCACGGGCCGCACAGCACUGCACCAUGCCGUACACAGUGGGCACAUUGAGAUGAUAAACCUGCUCUUAAAUAAAGGGGCCAAUCUGAGCACAUGUGACAAGAAGGAGAGACAGCCAAUACAUUGGGCAGCCUUCCUUGCAUCGCAAGCUCAGAAAAGUAUGGAUUUCCGACCAAUUGCAUUCAGGUCCACAUUCAGAUCCGGGCAUUUGGAGGUCUUGAAGCUGCUUGUGGCCCGUGGAGCUGACGUCACAUGCAAAGACAAGAAGGGUUACACUCUGCUGCACACGGCUGCGGCCAGCGGCCAGAUUGAAGUUGUGAAACACCUGCUGAGGCUUGGAGUUGAGAUUGAUGAACCAAAUUCCUUUGGCAACACUGCACUUCACAUUGCCUGUUACAUGGGCCAGGAUGCCGUGGCCAAUGAACUGGUCAACUAUGGCGCCAAUGUCAAUCAGCCCAAUGAGAAGGGCUUCACCCCCCUGCACUUUGCUGCCGUCUCCACCAACGGAGCCCUGUGCCUGGAACUUCUUGUCAAUAACGGAGCUGACGUGAACUUUCAGAGUAAAGAAGGGAAGAGUCCUUUGCACAUGGCUGCCAUUCAUGGACGGUUUACACGCUCUCAGAUUCUCAUACAAAAUGGCAGUGAGAUUGACUGCGCUGACAAAUAUGGCAAUACCCCCCUCCAUGUUGCUGCUAGAUACGGCCACGAGCUGCUAAUUAGUACUUUGAUGACGAAUGGUGCUGAUACUGCAAGGCGUGGGAUCCAUGACAUGUUCCCCUUGCACUUAGCUGUUCUCUUUGGAUUCUCAGACUGUUGUCGUAAGCUACUUUCCUCAGGUCAGUUGUACAGCAUCGUCUCCUCACUUAGCAAUGAGCAUGUGCUGUCUGCAGGCUUUGAUAUCAAUACGCCAGAUAACCUCGGGAGAACAUGCCUCCAUGCUGCUGCUUCCGGUGGGAAUGUUGAAUGUCUUAACUUGCUGUUGAGCAGCGGCGCUGACUUGAGGAGGAGAGAUAAGUUUGGAAGGACUCCUUUGCACUACGCAGCCGCUAAUGGCAGCUAUCAGUGUACGGUGACGCUUGUCACUGCCGGAGCCAGUAUUAAUGAAGCUGACUGUAAAGGCUGCACUCCCUUACAUUAUGCUGCUGCUUCAGAUACUUACAGGAGAGCUGAGACUCAUUCAGGAAACAGCCAUGAUGCUGACGAGGAGCCACUGAAGGAGUCACGACUGAAGGAGGCAAUCUUUUGUUUAGAGUUCUUAUUGGAUAAUGGUGCUGAUCCAUCUCUCCGGGACAAGCAGGGAUACACUGCUGUUCAUUACGCAGCUGCCUACGGCAACAGACAGAACCUUGAGUUGCUCCUGGAAAUGUCUUUUAACUGCCUGGACGAUGUGGAAAGCACCAUUCCUGUCAGCCCUUUGCACUUAGCUGCCUAUAACGGUCACUGUGAAGCCCUGAAGACACUUGCCGAAACCCUGGUGAACCUGGAUGUGCGGGACCACAAAGGGCGGACGGCUCUGUAUCUUGCCACGGAGAGGGGCUCCACGGAGUGCGUGGAGGUGCUCACCAGCCAUGGUGCUUCUGCUCUUGUGAAGGAGAAAAAGAAGAAGUGGACACCUCUACAUGCUGCAGCUGCCUAUGGGAACACCGAUUCCCUACAUCUUCUCAUUGACAGUGGGGAGAGAGUCGACAUCACAGAUGUCAUGGACCUCCAUGGACAAACCCCAUUGAUGUUGGCGAUCAUGAACGGCCAUGUAGAUUGUGUCCACCUCUUACUUGAGAAGGGAUCCACAGUGGACGCGGCAGACAGGAGAGGCAGGACUGCACUGCACCGAGGGGCUGUGACUGGUUGUGAAGACUGCCUUGCAGCACUGCUGGACCAUGAUGCCUUUGUAUUGUGUCGGGAUUUCAAGGGCCGGACCCCGAUCCAUUUUGCCUCGGUGUGUGGGCAUUCCGAAAUCCUGAGGACCUUGCUGCAGGCAGCGCUCUCUACUGACCCUCUGGACUCUGUGGUGGACUAUAGUGGCUACUCACCAAUGCACUGGGCUUCUUACAGCGGGCAUGAAGAUUGUCUUGAAUUGUUACUUGAACACAAUCCAUUUGCAUACCUAGAAGGAAAUCCCUUUACUCCAUUGCACUGUGCAGUAAUUAACAACCAGGAUGGCACUGCUGAAAUGCUUGUGGAAGCAUUGGGUGCCAAGAUUGUUAAUAGCAGAGAUGCCAAAGGAAGGACCCCCCUUCACGCUGCUGCCUUUGCAGACAACAUCCAUGGUUUACAACUGCUUUUGCGCCACCAGGCUGAGGUAGACGCAACUGACCAACUAGGAAGGACCCCUCUUAUGAUGGCUGCUGAGAAUGGCCAGACGGCAGCAGUUGAGUUUCUGCUGUACAGAGCAAAAGCAGAUCUAACUGUGCUGGAUGUCAACAAGAACACAGCUCUUCACCUGGCCUGCAGUAAGGGUCAUGAAAAGUGUGCCUUGUUGAUUCUGGGGGAAACCCAAGACCUUGGCCUUAUCAAUGCAACGAACAGUGCUCUGCAGAUGCCGCUCCAUAUUGCAGCUCGAAACGGACUGGCCUCUGUUGUUCAGGCUCUGCUGAGCAGAGGUGCCACUGUGCUUGCUGUGGAUGAAGAAGGCCAUACCCCAGCCUUGGCUUGCGCCCCCAACAAAGACGUUGCUGACUGCCUGGCACUUAUCCUUUCCACCAUGAAGCCUUUUCCACCUAAAGACGCCAUCAGCCCUUUCAGCUUCAACCUCCUCAAGAACUGCGGCAUUGCUGCCAAGACGGCGGCCUGCAGCGCCCUGCCCAAUGGGAACAGCUGCCCCUACACCAAGGAUAGGCACAAUGCCAUCGGCUUAGAUGGCUGUUACUCGGAGUAGCUUAAAAACCACGAUGGGUGAUCUAAUAUCUUCUAUUUAUUUAGGAAUUCUAUAAAUAUAGGACACUUUAAAGGAGAACAAGACUGGGCUGGGCCUAGGAACCAAAAACAAAAGAAAAAGAGGAUGUCAGCUUCAGCUUCCUAUCUAGACUUCUGCUUUGACCACUAGCAUCUCUUGUCAUUAAAAUGAACUAACAGUAAUGUAGUUCUCAAACAAAUGCAGAUUCUAAUUCCUUAAACAAAACUAUUCUGUUUUAUUAAUUCUGCUUAGAAUUAGCCCGUGAACCCUGAAAAACCUGCUUGAGCUCUGCCUUUCUCUGCCCUUCACCAAAGGGCCUUCCCUGUUGCUUCUGAGUCCACGGCCUGGUGAGAUUCUUUAAAUGGCUAACCAUUUAAAUUCGAGAUCCCCCGGCUUGAUGGCUUUUGAGAGGAGAAAAAACAACAACGAAAGGCAAACCAAAGUAAUUGCACGUGGGCUAGCAGGGCACAACUCUCCAU